CAGAGCUAGAAGAUGGACAAGAUUAGCACCCAAUACUCUCACUCUUCCCUAAGCCACCCUCAUGUAAGGAGCAAGGACAGAGAUCUUGAACACCUUGAAAAUGGCCUUGACAGGACCCACCGGCCGCAUGAGGAGAUGUCAGCAGAGCCACAGCAAGGAAUCGCCAUGGAGAUCAGAGGGCUGGCCGGAUCCAGAGAAAGCCCCUUCUCUGGCCCAGGGCCUGCCAGGCUAUCUCGCUUCAUCAUCUCCAUGCGUGCGUGGGCCGCUCGGCAUUUGCACCAGGAGGACCAGAGACCUGAUUCCUUUCUGGACCACUUUCGGGGAGGCGAGCUCAAGGAGGUGUCCAGUCAAGAAAGCAGUGUCCAGCCAAAUGUGGGCAGCCAUGAUCCCCCAGACAGAGGAAGAAGUGACUGGCCCCUGGCCAGGGCCAAUGCCAACGCCAGCAACAACUCAGAGAAGGAUGACAAGGAGAGAAAGGAGGAGAGAGAGAAAAAGGAAGAUGAGAAAAAGAAAAACUGUCCCAAACCCGAGGAGAAGGCUGCCGUGGUGCUGGAUCCCUCUAGUGACUUGUACUACCGCUGGCUCACCAUCCUGGCCCUGCCGGUCUUCUACAAUUGGUGUCUGCUGGUGUGCAGGGCCUGCUUUGAUGAGCUACAGUCUGAACACCUGGUGCUGUGGCUGGUCCUGGACUACAUGGCAGACAGCCUCUACAUCCUGGAUGUGCUGGUGCGAGCCCGGACAGGCUUCCUGGAGCAGGGCUUGAUGGUCAAGGAUACAAAGAGGCUGUGGCAGCAUUACACCAAGACCCUGCAUUUCAAGCUAGAUGUGCUGUCCCUGGUCCCCACGGACCUGGCUUAUUUAAAGCUGGGAGUGAACUUCCCAGAACUAAGGUUCAACCGUCUACUGAGAUUCCCCCGGCUCUUUGAAUUCUUUGAUAGGACAGAAACAAGGACCAACUACCCCAAUAUGUUCAGGAUUGGGAACCUGGUGUUGUACAUUCUCAUCAUCAUCCACUGGAAUGCCUGCAUCUACUUUGCCAUUUCCAAGUCCAUUGGUUUUGGGACAGAUUCCUGGGUUUAUCCAAAUGUCUCAAUCCCAGAGUAUGGGCGCCUCUCCAGGAAGUAUAUUUACAGUCUCUACUGGUCCACCUUGACCCUGACCACCAUUGGGGAGACUCCACCCCCUGUGAAAGAUGAGGAGUAUCUCUUCGUCGUCAUUGACUUCCUGGUGGGUGUUCUUAUCUUUGCCACCAUCGUGGGCAAUGUGGGCUCCAUGAUCUCCAACAUGAAUGCUUCCCGGGCUGAGUUCCAGGCCAAGAUUGACUCCAUCAAACAGUAUAUGCAGUUCCGCAAGGUGACAAAGGACUUGGAGACAAGGGUCAUCCGCUGGUUUGACUACCUAUGGGCCAACAGGAAGACAGUAGAUGAGAAGGAGGUGCUCAAAAACCUUCCAGACAAGCUGAAGGCUGAGAUCGCCAUCAACGUUCACCUGGACACACUGAGGAAGGUACGGAUCUUCCAGGACUGUGAGGCAGGGCUGCUGGUGGAGCUGGUGCUGAAGCUGCGACCCGCUGUGUUCAGUCCUGGGGAUUACAUCUGCAAGAAGGGGGACAUUGGACGGGAAAUGUACAUCAUCAAGGAGGGCAAGUUGGCUGUGGUGGCUGACGAUGGCAUCACUCAGUUUGUGGUGCUCAGUGAUGGGAGCUACUUUGGGGAGAUUAGCAUCUUAAACAUCAAAGGGAGCAAGUCAGGGAACCGCAGGACAGCCAACAUCAGGAGCAUUGGCUACUCAGACCUGUUCUGCCUCUCCAAGGAUGACCUGAUGGAAGCUCUCACUGAGUACCCUGAAGCCAAGAAGGCCCUGGAGGAGAAAGGACGGCAGAUCCUGAUGAAGGACAAUCUUAUCGAUGAGGAACUGGCCAGAGCUGGGGAGGAUUCCCAGAACAUCGAGGAGAAAGUGGAGCAUCUGGAAUCCUCCCUAGACAUCCUGCAGACCAGGUUUGCACGGCUCCUGGCCGAAUACAAUGCCUCGCAGAUGAAACUGAAGCAACGUCUCAGCCAUCUGGAAAGCCAAGUGAAGACAGGUGGGAGGGAGCUCCAGUCCAAUGGGGAGGCGCCUGCUGCAGAAACAGAGAGCGCAAAACAAUGAGAAGGUACAUCUGUUUCACCAGGCAAGGUCAGCCUGCACAAUCCCAUGUGCUGUAGCCAAAUAGCGUGAGACUUGGCCAGGCUUCCAGCUCUCCUUACCUUUUGCAAGAUGUGUGGCCUAUGGAGAAAUGGUUUCCUCUUUUAGAAAUCAGGACUCAAUAUCACUCCCAGUUAAGUGACAAGUUAUGUGGGGCCUGUGUGAAAGUGUGGAUGCAGCCAGGCAUGGUUAAAUUAGGUGCUCCCCCAAGUAUAUGCAAGUAUAGGCACAGAACACUUUUAGGCAUGAGG
Messenger RNA from Sorex fumeus (smoky shrew), 2435 nucleotides. It is a transcript of the gene CNGA3, whose product is annotated as cyclic nucleotide gated channel subunit alpha 3. The record is from RefSeq and is a predicted model, not a curated record. Gene Ontology annotation, cellular component: plasma membrane; intracellular cyclic nucleotide activated cation channel complex. The coding region runs from base 13 to 2148 and encodes 711 amino acids. Lineage: Eukaryota; Metazoa; Chordata; Mammalia; Eulipotyphla; Soricidae. Gene Ontology annotation, molecular function: protein-containing complex binding; intracellularly cAMP-activated cation channel activity; cGMP binding. Gene Ontology annotation, biological process: monoatomic cation transmembrane transport. The transcript has 8 exons.